AGAUUUUUCACAAUAAUAUAUUCAUAUACGUUUAAACUAACUUUUUAGAAAUUUGUAAGCAAAUUAAAAUUGAUUUUCGUAUUAUAAUACACGAAUAAAAUGUUAAAACAGUUGAAAUUUGUCAAUUUAUUAACUAUCAUAUUUUGGUAUUUUAAUACUCAAAUGUGCGACACAACGGGAUUACGAAAUCGAGAAUUACAAGAGGCUGCGAAUGCAAUUUUGCAAACGAAUAAAGUUUUGUAUUCGUUUCCUGAGGAAAACCGACAUAUAUUGCUAGAAUGUUUAUUAGUUCAGUUGUGUUAUCAUAAUUAUGAUUAUCAUGUCUUAGAAGUAAUGCUGUGUCCACCGAAUAUAGAUAGCAUAUAUACUAAUCCAGAUGAGUAUGAUCCACUUGGAUACGAAAAUAGUUACGGAAAUAAUUACGAUGUAAUUUGUCCAAAAACAACAACUCACUACCUAAAAGAAAAUAUAAGUCGCGUAUUUAAGGAAAAGGUGAUACUUUGGCGAUUCCUUGGCAGAUAUAUCAAUGAAAAUUUGAUAAACAGUUGUAUACAAACUAUAAACAAUGAAGAGGUUCUGAACUAUCAACUAAUGGUUAACUAUAGAAAGAAUUUUAUAAUGCAUGCAGCAAUACGAUUGUUAUUUAACGAAUAUGCUAAAGAAGAACUGUGUGUGAAAAAUAAUAAAAAAUGCAUACUGGCAGGAAUUUUGAACUUAUUGUUCGUGGAAGGUAUAUAUAAACAAAAAUGAGGAUGUGAAAACAAUCACUGUAUUUUUAAAGCAAUAAAUAUGAAAGGAGAGGAAGUAGGAGUAUACAAGUUUUUUGACCAUAAAUAUUUGAAAACUUCAGAGUAUCAAACCGUUUAUCAAGUAGAUAAUGGAACGGCUAAAGCAUUUAAAAUGUUUAUAAUGAAUAAAAUGUAAUUGUAACAAUUUACAUAUAAUUAUAUAUUUUACAAUGUAUAAUUAAAUAUAUAGAUGGAACAGAUCUAACUGUUAAAUCAUAUAAUUUAUGAUUAUUAGUUUUUAAUUAAAUAAAUUCAUGUUUCAUAUUUUUAAAUGUCA
Daktulosphaira vitifoliae (grape phylloxera) is the source of this 1065-nucleotide messenger RNA. RefSeq lists its product as uncharacterized. Lineage: Eukaryota; Metazoa; Arthropoda; Insecta; Hemiptera; Phylloxeridae. The coding region runs from base 100 to 750 and encodes 216 amino acids. The record is from RefSeq and is a predicted model, not a curated record. The transcript is spliced from 12 exons.